Messenger RNA from Salpingoeca rosetta, 6801 nucleotides. RefSeq lists its product as uncharacterized. The record is from RefSeq and is a predicted model, not a curated record. NCBI's taxonomy places the organism in Eukaryota, Choanoflagellata, Craspedida, Salpingoecidae. Gene Ontology annotation, biological process: positive regulation of GTPase activity; Ras protein signal transduction. The transcript is spliced from 9 exons. Gene Ontology annotation, molecular function: guanyl-nucleotide exchange factor activity. Gene Ontology annotation, cellular component: plasma membrane. The coding region runs from base 63 to 6551 and encodes 2162 amino acids.
UUGUGCUUGCGCUGCAAGGCGAAAGAAGACAAAGAAAAACGAACGCGCCACAACAACGAACGAUGGAGCGCGAGAAGAAGAAGUUGGGGCUGCGGCGAGCCAGCAGUGAGAAUACUGCGGCAGGACCCGCAAGUCCCGAACAUCAACAGCAGCAACACCAAACAAACUACAGUGCAUCCCUCACUCAAGAAGACAGGCACUUGAUCCUCGACUCCCACAUUGUUCACCAAGGUGUCCUCGAGAAGAAGGUCAACAACAAGCACUGGCGCAAGCGAUUCGUCCGCCUGCAGGGCGACCAUCUUGUGGAAUAUGAUAUGGCAGACAUGAAGAAGCUGACACCAGAGGCAACUCCAGUCGACAUUGUCCCUGUCCAGAAUCGAACCGUCCUCUGCAACGUGGCCAAGAACAAGUUCAUCCUGCAGCACCUGGAGCAUGGCCACAAGGAGCAAGCAGCGUACAAGGCCGAGUCCGAGGAAGGCAUGAACGUGUGGAUCAACGAAAUCUGCAAGCUGCAGGACCAGAACUCUGCCACCGACGGACCCACGCUCCGCUACUACCGCGGAUCGGCACGAUCAAAGAUGAAGCGAGCUGCGACAGGGCUGCUGCACAAGAUCACACACACGGAGAAGAUUGACGACUCGCACGAGCUGCUGUCUGUGCGCAAGAAUGUGGCGGAUGCCAUGGAGAGCACGUGGGUGGCGCUGCUGCGCCUGCGCGAGCUACUUGAACAGGGCAGCCGCUGCCAAUACGCGCUUGUGGAACUUGUGUCGCACCUCCACCACUUUAUCGACAUGGCUUCAGAGGCAGCCGUGCUUGCAGAGGAGAGAGGCUUGUCUGAUGUCGUGGACCGCAAGUGCCAGCAGCACAUUGCUGCCCUCUGUCACACCAGUCGGCAACUUGCAGAGUUUUGUGACAAGGCGCACCCGCCACUCGUCCUUGACGACCGGCUGCUGCCGCUGCAAAAGGAGAAGCUAGCCGAGUUCCACCACUACGCCAACGUGCUGCUGGAGCGCUCGGCGCAGGCGCUGGCGGACAUUGACGCCGUUCUGCCACACCGCUCGCGGUCGGGGUCAUCCGGCGCGCACGUGCGCACAUCCCACUCGGCCGACGUGCACCACUUGCAGCACGAGCAGCACGGCCGGCUCUCGCACAUCCACCUGCCCACGGCUCACCUGCACCUGCACCGUCGCAGCAGCGCAGCCCAGCAGCACCAGGGCAACGCCGCUUCGCUGUCCACAUCGGCCCCCGUGACGCCAGAACCACCAGGACAGCCGGCAUUGGCCUCUGCCACCUCAACAACGGCAGUUACAGCAACCACGGCCACAGCAACAAACGCCAGCUCCAAUGCCACCAGCCCGCCAACCACGCCGACCGCCAAUCUCAACUCGGAGCAAGUCAAGCGGUUCACGCUGAUUGGAUAUGACGCAACGCGCGUUGCCCGCGCCCUGAGCAACCACCGCCACGACAUGCUCUCCGUGUACCGCGAGCUGACGGAGGCUGAGCGCGACGGCACAACGCACCGCUCGCUGUCGACGGGGCCGGGCGAUCGUCGCAGCAUCGGCCGCAAGGUCGCACACAGCCUGGCGUCGCUGGGCAGCGUGCACAGCCUGAGCGAGGCGCACCUGUCGAGUGCAGCACUGGCCGCGGCACAGCACUCGCAUCACGCGCACGAGGGCCGCAAGCGCACCAACACGCUCACGAUUCGGCGGCGGCGGAGCUUUGGCAAUGAGGGCGACGAGCAGGUGCAGCCGUUUCAGCACCACCAGCACCACCACAACCACCACCGCGCAUCGGUCACUGGCCGGGCAACCAGCCCCCGCAGCCGCAACUCGGCCUCCACAUCAGCGGCAGCGCCGCCCCUCACGCCAACACGCACCGCGCCAACCGCAACCGAGCAAGGCGCGGGCACGCGUGCGACCAGUGCACCGCACGGCACGCGGCCACGAUCCCGCCACGUCUCCGCAACGGAGGACAGGCGACGCGCGCACCGCGUGAGCGAAGACAUUGCAGCACGCGCGCUGGAGGGGGAGCCAGACGGCCGCAACAGAUCGGUAAGCGAGCCACACCUGGGUGACGCGGGCAGUGGUGCCGCCACGAACCAACAACACCGACAACAGCGGCAGGAACGUGAGCGACGAGGCAGUCACACGGGUGGUGAUGAUGAUGAGGAAGACGAUGAUGACAGCGACCGGGAGGAGCUGGUGCAGGUGUUGAGGGCACUGGAUGGUACGCGGUUUGAUGACGCAGAGGGCAGUGGCUCCAACAACGAUCAACAAGGGCAGGGUACUGGACGCGGGCGCCGGUUCCGCGGUGCGCGGCUUGUUGACGGCGCGUUUGUCAUGCCGCCACUAGCUGAGACUGCCGGUGACAGCGGCGAUGAAGGCAGCACCCAUGGCGGCGAGGGUGAUGGUGCGUCGCAGCACGAUGAGGAAGGUGCCGGAACGUUCCUGCGACGAAAGAGGAUGAGCCUUCGCGUGGCAAACGCGUUUGGAACAGGGCCUGGCCAGGACGCGCGUGGAAGUGCAGCACCACACGGCCUGCUCACCGCGUCCAUGAAACGCAAGCGGCGCGGGUCCAUCUCUGCUGGUGGCCGGCGACUGCAGGGGUCCGGGUCGCCGCGAAAUUCAAACGCGCGCAGCCCUCGCCGCGGACACAGCCGCACAGCGUCGCGGGACGAGGAAGCACGCGCUGUGACAUCGACAACAGCAUCAACGGCAGCCGGUGACGACAGCCAACAUCAAGGUGCAACGCCAGCCAGUAGUGUGAGUGCACAGGAUACGAGCAACAAGUCGGGACAGGGAAUGACUGCAGCUACUAGCGGUGAAGCCGAACGCAGUGAUGGCAGCCAGCAAGCAUCUGUUGGUGUUGGCGGUGAUGAUGGUAGAACCCCCGACGCCAACCAGCCUCAGCAGCAACAAGCAGACGAAGAGCAAGAUGGAGCAAGUAAAGGUUCGGCACGCGGUGAUGAACACGCUGGUGGCAACGAGGCAGACGAUGGCGAUGGUGAGGAGGAGGAGGAGGAGGAAGAAGAUGCAGAAGCGGAUGACGAGCAAGCGAGACGAGAAUGGUCGCACCUGUUUGAGUUUCCAGAGCAGCGCAUCGCAGCAGCACAUCUUGACCCCAUCCACCUGUUCAGCGAACCGCCCACGCGCAGCGCAAACAACCCGUUCCUCGUCACCCCAGAGGAGCACGAGCGCAUCCAGGCCAGCGCACUCGCCCUGUUUCAGGAUGACGACGAUGACGACGACGACGCCAACACCACCAUGAACAGCACCUCCACGCUCAGCCUGAGCAUGCUGGGGUCCCUCUCUCCGUCCACAUCCAAGAGCGCAGAGCUGCACCGCAGCAGAAGCGCAGCGAACGCAAGCGCGCUGGCCCGCAACAGCGGUAGCAGCAGCAGCAGCAAUGGCGGUGGUGGCGAUAGUGGGGACAGCACGGGUGCACCAACAGCGGAGGAGCUGCACGCGUUUGCACAGAACCUCUCACCGAGCAACCCGUUCAAGUCGCACCUGCAGACCCGCCCGCGGUCUGCCUCCUCUGGUGCGCAUCCACUGCGCAAGGCCGCAUCCACCAACUCGAUUUCAGCCUCUUCCUCGCCCUCCACCACGGCCCGCGCCAGCAACCCGUUCCUCGCCACUAUCCAGCAGCAGCAGCGGCAGGCAGAUGGUGGCGGCAGUGGGCGCAGGAGCACGUGCAGCAGUCCUGGCCAACAGGGCACGGAGCGCCUGACCAAGAGCGUGACCCCUACAGCAGGUGUGCUGGCCGUGUCGUCAUCAACACCAACGCAGGGAUCGGCAGUCACGUCGGGUUCUGCGUCCCCACCACAGGCCAGCAUGCCGCCUCGGCCGCCAAAGCCAGUGCACCUGCUGGCCCAGGACCCAACGAGCACACCACCGGGCCAGAGCGGCAGUGCAACAGCAACGACGACAGCAAUGUCAUCGUCAUCGUCAUCAGCAGUACCGCCAUCGUCGUCCCCGCUGUCAUCAUCGCCGCCCCCGCCGCUGCCGGCGCGAAAGGCGCGUGCACCACCGUCGCCAAUGGCCAGUGGUGGUGUGAUUGACACCUUCCAGGCCAACAGCAGCGGCACAGACCUGAAGCCGAGCCCCUUGGCCGUGCAAGCCAUGCACCCACGCACCUCCGCCACCAGCCAGCCAUCUCCAGCGACAACAACGUCAACACCAACAAUAACAACGACGGCGCCAACAGCAACAGCAGCAGCAGCCUCGUCGGUGUCAGACCGUCCAGCACGGCCCACGCUGAGCCUGGGUGGCGUUGACAGCGGCGACUCGUCCACGGACCACAUCCGGCAGUCGUGGUAUCUGCCCGGCGCCACAGCUGACACGCACGCGGGCAGCAGCGGUGGCGGCAACGUUCCCCGCACGAGCACGAUGAAGUCGAGUGCUGCAACCACACGCGCAGCGGCUGCACUGGCGGCGUCGUCAUCCCCAUCGUUGGUGGGCGGAGCAGGUGCAGCUUCGCCGCCGAAGCAGCGCCCACGCAGCCCCUUUGCAGGCAAGAACAACCCGUUUGUACAGCUGAUGGAGGCCGAGGGCGGAAGGGGCCGCGGCGGUAGCGAUGGUGACGAUACCCGGGCACCGACGCAGGAAGGAGGUGUUGGUGGUGGCGCAGCAACGGGGGAGGACGAUGCAACAGCAGAGGCGAUGAAGGCGUUUAUCGAGGAGGGAGAUGAGAUUGAUGCUGAGACGGGUCUGGUGAUUCGGAAACUUGAGGCCAACCCAGGCGACUCAAACACAUCCACAGCAGCAGCAGCAGGGACGGGUGCAGGCGACACGUCGAUUGUCUCGUCCACGGCAGGGGACACGUCCAUCGCACGCGCACGUACACCAAGCGCUGGUGACACCGACGGUGAUGGUGAUGGUGAUGGGGAUGGUGAUGGUGAACGCAACGCGGGGCGUGAUGCAAACGCAGGCGGCGGCGGCGGCGGCGGCGGUGGGCUGAUGCUGAGGGUUCGUUCGACCUCCACUGCAAGCAGCAGGGGCGGAGCCGCGCCAGAUGCACAUGUUUUGGCCACAAAGUCGGAUGUUGCACCGACACCCUCGUCACCGUCGCCAACCACCGCCCAACGGCAGGCAGCGGCAGCAGUGCUGUCGACGUCAGCCCCGUCCAUGAUCCCAUCGCGUGGAUCGUCGUUGUCGCUCGGGUCGACUGGUGGCAGUACACGCACCUCGCAGGCGUCACCACGUCCCCAUGGCCGCGGCACGCCGGGUGCUCCCACGGCAGCGGCGGCCGGUACCGACGCAAACACAACAACGGCAGCGCCAGCCACGACGUACUACUGCCGUGUGCGUGCAGGCACGCUGACGCAGGUGCUGGAGUAUCUCAUCUCCGACCGCAUGCGGGACCCGAACCUGCUGGGCACGCUGCGUACGUGCUUCCCCGUGUUCACGACGGCCAAGGACCUGAGCAGCAGACUCAUCACGCACCACCGCGGGCUCAUGACUGCGCGGACGGGGGGCGGCGGCGGCGCUGCUGAGGACGCCCUGGUGUGGAAGCACUGCCGCCUGGCCACGGCCAUGAGCGAGUGCCUGGAGUCACUGGUGCCCGACCUGAGCGCGCGGCAGCUGCGGGAGCUGCAGGCGGUGGUGUACGAUCUGCUGCAGCUUGAGCACGUCGACGUCGCCGCAGCGUACCUGGAGGACCUGUGGGUGGCCAUUGGGGAGCGGCUGGAUGCGCAGCAGGCAGAGGAGGAGCAGGAGCUGGCGGCGUCGAGCCAGCCGCGCGCAAAGGUGGCGGUGCCAGCAGCACCGGCCGGGCAGCGACCAACGGCGCUGCUGGCGUAUUCGACGACAGAGCUGGCCAGGGAGCUGUGCGUGAUGGCCAACAAGCUGUUUGGGCGCAUCUCUGCGCGGGAACUGCUGGCGUGGCGGAAGAAGCAGUCUGCGGAGAACAGCCCGAACGUGAUGAAGAUGAUUGAGCACUUCAACCACGUGUCCAUGUGGGCGGCCACGUGCGUGGUGUGCACGCCGAAGCUCAAGCACAGGGUGAAGGUGAUGGCGAAGCUGAUCCAGCUGAUGAAGCAGCUAAAGAAGCACCAGAACUUUGACACGCUGCUUGCCAUCCUGUCUGGCAUGAACAACGCGGCGGUGUAUCGUCUCAAGCACACGUUUGCCAGCCUGAACGCCAAGACGCAGGGCACGCUUGCGCGCCUGCAGGAGCUGAUGAGCCACGAGAAGAGCUUCCUCAAGUUCCGCUACUACUGCCGCCAGCUCAAGCCCCCCGUUAUCCCAUACCUGGGCAUGUAUCUCUCCGACAUUGUGUUUGUGCACGUUGGCAACCCAGACUACGUGGAGCUUGGUGCCGCCGUGCACCGCGGCAACACCUCAGAAAAGAUUAUCAACUUUGCCAAGAUGCACCAGCUGUACAACAUCUGCGCGGCGGUUGAGGAGUACCAGAGUCACCCUUUCAAGUUUCAGUCCAAGGAGGAGAUUCGGCAGUGCUUUGACGGCUUCAACCACAAGACCCACGAUGAGCUGUAUCAGCUCAGCCUGGAGAUUGAGCCGCGCGGCGCAACGCUGGAGCAGAUUGCGUGACGCUGGCCGUGUGGCAUAUUGAGAUGGGAUGAGGAUGGGAGAUGAUGAAGGACAUGUUAUUGGGUGACGAUGAGAUGGUGCGGUGUGCUUGCCUCCUGUUGCUAUGUUACAUUACACGUCUUGCGUGAUUGCUUGCUUGCUACGCUGCUUUGGCUCGAACAAGAUGGAAUUUGAAUGGAUGAAGUGCAGCUGUACGCGACCUGGGCAAGAAGGUGGUGGCUGUACGAGAUGGGGCUGCGAGAGUGGUGCG